This is a messenger RNA of Lichtheimia ornata, 3171 nucleotides long. Its product is annotated as nitrite reductase [NAD(P)H], large subunit. The record is from RefSeq and is a predicted model, not a curated record. Gene Ontology annotation, molecular function: flavin adenine dinucleotide binding; 2 iron, 2 sulfur cluster binding; heme binding. The transcript has 9 exons. Gene Ontology annotation, biological process: nitrate assimilation. NCBI's taxonomy places the organism in Eukaryota, Fungi, Mucoromycota, Mucoromycetes, Mucorales, Lichtheimiaceae. The coding region runs from base 1 to 3171 and encodes 1056 amino acids.
AUGCCUCCCAACACAGAAAGAGCUAUUGAUCUAGUGCUCGAAUCCUCGAGCAACAAUAAUGAGCACCCUCCUCCACCUCCUCCACGUGCACCACCAAAGACGAUCAUUGUAGUGGGAUUGGGCAUGGUUGCUGUCUCAUUUAUGGAAAAGGUGAUUGAGUAUGCUGAAGACGACAUGUAUCGAAUCAAGGUGUUUUCUGAAGAGCCUGAAGUGGCCUAUAACCGUGUUGGAUUGACGCAAUACUUUACACAUCGCAGUGUGGAUCAACUAUUGAUGCAACCACGUUCAUGGUACGAAGAACAAGGCAUUGAGGUGCACCUUGGUGAUCCAGUGGAAGAGAUUGACACGUUGCACAAACGAGUGUUUUCCCGGGAGAGUGGUUGGACAUCGUACGACAUUUGUGUACUUGCGACAGGUUCAUCGGCGGCCCUUCCUCCCAAUGUUUCACUUGGCCCUGGCAUCUUUGUGUAUCGCACUCUUCAAGACUUGGAAGCUAUCAUUGCAUGGGCUUCACGUGAGAAUGUACAGCAUGCUGGUGUCGUGGGUGGUGGAUUGCUUGGAUUAGAAGCUGCCAAAGCUGCCAAGGAUCUUGGAUUAAAUGUCACCGUUUACGAACGUGCUAAUCGACUCAUGGCACGCCAACUGGAUGAUGAUGCAGCCAAAAUGUUACAACGUGAAAUUGAAAAGUUGGACAUUGAGACAUGUGUUGGUGAUUGUCCUGGCAUGUUCCAAAUGGAUGAUGAUCAAGAAGAACAAGCAUUGAAAGCAGUUGUUAUGGCUGAGAGCAAGGAGGUGCGACCCACAGAGAUGCUUAUUUACGCCAUCGGAAUCCGUCCACGUGAUCAAUUGGCCCAUGAUGGUUUACUACGUGCGUCUCGUGGUGGUUUCCAAGUCAAUGAACAACUGGAGACAACAGCUGAUAACGUGUAUGCAAUUGGCGAGUGUGCAUCCUUCAAUGACAUGAUCUAUGGCCUGGUAGCACCUGGAUACGACAUGGCUGAAGUCGUUGCUCGCAACAUUACGACGCGUCGACACGAUCCACGAAAGGCAACAUUCAAAGGCGCCGACAUGAGCACCAAAUUGAAGCUGCUGGGCAUCCAUGUGGCAAGCUUUGGCGAUUGCUUUGCAGCCGAUGACACCUGUCAGCCUCUGGUUUAUCGCGACCCCUUUAGUGGCGUAUACAAGAAAUACCUUUUCACAAAGGACGGCAAGAAGCUUCUUGGUGGCAUGAUGAUUGGUGAUACGAACGACUAUGCCAAGCUGCUGGGGAUGGUGAAAGCCGGCAAACGACUACAAACGCCUCCAUCCGAGCUUAUCCUCGGUAUCAAGGGCACCAAAGAAGAGCAACAUGGUGGUGCAGAUACGCUCCCAGAUGAUACACAAAUAUGCUCAUGCAACAACGUCACCAAGGGCACUAUUCGCAAGAUCAUUCGAUCCAAAAAGUGCGAGAACGUCAACCAAGUCAAAUGCUUUUCCAAAGCAGGCACUGGAUGUGGUGGAUGCAUGCCACAAGUUCAAGAGAUCUUUGAAGCAGAACUCAAGUCACUUGGUCAAACCAUCAGCAAUUCUUUAUGCAGCCAUUUCAAGUACAGCCGUGCCGAACUCUUUACUAUUGGCAAGGUCAAGCAAUUGAAGACAUUUGAGGACUUUAUUCAACAUGCUGGUGUAUCAGAAGCGAGUGUCAUGGGAUGCGAAGUCUGUAAGCCAGCCAUUGCCAGCAUUCUUGCCAGUCUAUGGAACGAGCACAUCCUCAAUCCCAAGUUACGCCCUCUGCAAGAUACAAACGACCGCUAUCUCGCCAAUAUCCAACGUGGAGGUCUAUACAGCAUCGUACCACGUAUCCCUGCAGGUGAAGUCACCCCUGCCAAGCUUGGUGUUAUUGCCGACAUCGCCAAGGAAUACGACUUGUAUACCAAAAUCACUGGUGCUCAACGAAUCGAUAUUAUGGGUGCAAGGAAACAAGACCUCCCUGAAAUUUGGGAAAAGCUCGUCGAUGCUGGCUUUGAAAGUGGUCAUGCUUAUGGAAAAUCAUUGCGAGCUGUCAAGAGUUGCGUGGGAACGGCUUGGUGUCGAUUUGGUCAACAAGACUCUGUUGGGUUUGCUAUCAAGCUUGAAAACAGAUACAAAGGAAUCCGAUCACCACACAAACUCAAGGGAGGUGUCUCUGGUUGUAUUCGUGAAUGUGCUGAAGCACAGGGCAAAGAUUUUGGCUGCAUUGCAACCGACAAGGGAUAUAAUGUCUAUGUGUGUGGCAAUGGUGGCUCAAAGCCGAAGCAUGCUGAACUAUUGGUGGCUGAUGUUACUGAAGAGCUCGCCAUCAAAUACUUGGAUCGGUUCCUCAUGUACUAUAUUAUGACUGCUGACAAGCUCACACGCACAGCUCGGUGGCUCGAGAAGCUUGAUGGUGGGAUACAGUAUCUACGCAAGGUUGUCGUUGAGGAUCAUCUCGGCAUUGCAGAUGAAUUGGAAGAGCAUAUGAAUCAUUUGAUUGGUGCGUAUCAAUGCGAGUGGACCACAGUUGUACGAGAUCCCGAACGCCGUAAACAUUUUCAGGAGUUUAUCAAUGGAUCAGACGCAACAACAACAGCAGCAGCAGAUACCGUGAUUGAAAUGGUGGAUGAGCGUGGUCAACGUCGACCUAUUGAUUGGCCCAAAGCCGAGCUCCCUUCUUUGCCAUCCCUAAAAAAGGAUAAGCUGGAUUGGCUCCAUGUUGGAUCAACCGAUUUGUUCCCUGAAGAUGAAGGCAAGGUCGUUCGCAUAGGCGAUGCACAAAUAGCUGUUUUCCAUACUGGCGGCAAGUGGUAUGCGACUCAAAACAUGUGCCCCCACAAGCGUGCAUUGGUGCUGGCAUCCGGUUUGCUUGGUGUCAAUGGAUCAAAAGAUACACCUUACGUUUCUUGUCCAAUGCACAAGAAAAACUUUGAUUUAGACUCGGGCAAUUGUAUGGUACCAGGCGAGGAGGAGAGGUAUCGGCUUGAAACGUUCAAAGUCAAGGUGGAAGAUGGCCAGGUGUAUCUACAAGUACCACCCACUGAUAUCCUCUCCAAUGUAUUGGGAUCCUCAAAAACAAUCAUCCAACGUAACGUCAUCAAACCCGAGAUCGUAUCGAUGCAAGAAACAUCCGUAUGUGGCACGUCAGGUGGAUGUGGUGACAAAUCAUUAGAGUGGUAG